AAAAGCGAAGCCGCAUUUUGGAGUUAGCUCGCCUCGCGUGUGCAUCAGAGGCAGCCAGCGAUCGUAAGGACUCCUGCAGCAGCAAGCCGCAGCAGCCAGCAACGUAAGCACUGCAGUAGCAGUAGUCGUAAGCACUCCUCAGCAGCCACACCAUGGACGCCCUCGUCAAGCAGUGCGAGGCCGCCGGCGAAGCGGUCAAGACGGCCAAGGGCGGCGGCGACAAGGCGGUCAUCGCCGAGGCGGUGGCUAAACUAGUGGCCAUCAAGGAACAGAUCACCAAACUGGACCCGGCGCACCCGAUGGCGAUAGUGGACAAGAAAGCGGCAAAAAAGAAGGCCAAGGCCGCCGCCGCCGCGGCCAAGCCCGCGGAGAAGCCCGCGGAGGGCGGCGGCGACAAGCCCAUGUCCAAGAACGCCCAGAAAGCAGCAGCUAAAAAAGCUCUGAAAGACGCGAAGAAGAAGCAACACAAGGAGGGCGGCGCCGGGGCACCACCGACGGCCGCCGCGGCCGCCGCGCCGACGAAGGGCUUCGCGCUGCGGCCCGGCGCCUCGGCGGCCGCCCGCGCGAAGGUCGCGGCCGUCGCCAAGGCCUGCAAGGUCACCGUGGCGAAGGGUGCGGCGGCCGCCUACGCGCCGCAACCCAGCGACGGCUGCGUCUUAGAUACGCCGGACGGGCCCGUCGGCGGCGCAGCGAACGCGUGCCGGCUCCUCGCGUUCGCGUCGGCGGCGUUUUCUGCCGACACGCCGGCCGCGGACGGCUGGUGCGACUGGUCCGGCCGCGCCGACGCCGAGGCCCAGGCUGCCAGUGUGCUGGACGAGGUCGGUAAGGCGCUCGCGAAGAACGAUCCAGGGUUAGCAAAAGGCACUCUAGCGAGGAUCCUCGUCGCGUGCGACUGCAAGGUCGCCCUCAAGUCGGCCAAGGGCUCGCCCGCCGUGACGGCGCUGGCCAACGAGGUCGCCGGCGAGGAGAAGCCCUGGAGUCCCGCGCAAGAUGAGUCGACGCUGGAGUUCGUCACGCGUUUGUUCGCCGAGGCCAUCAAGCGCGCCGCGCCCUCCCUGAAAGAUCAGGACCCCGUCGUCCAGCGCUGCGCCAUCGCGUCGUUCGGGGAUUUUCAGUGCAACGCGCCCAUGGGCAUUUUUAAAGCGUUGAAAGGGCAGGGCGACACGUCCUACAACUCGCCGCGCGCCGUCGGCGCGGCCAUUGCUGAUAACCUCCCUCCGAACAGUGUCCUGGUGUCGGCCUCGGUCGCGCCGGCGGGCUUCGUGAAUGCGAAAAUAGACAACGCACUCCUCGGAGACUUCUGCCGUGAAGUAGCCCAAAAGGGCAAGGCGCCGCCGCCGCCGAUCAAGGCCUUCGGCGGCAAGCGCAAGGUUUUAGUGGACUUCUCGUCGCCGAACAUCGCCAAGGAGAUGCACGUCGGCCAUUUACGCAGUACCAUUAUCGGAGAUACGAUCUGUCGCGUCCUCGAGUACUGCGGCCACGACGUGCACCGAAUUAAUCAUGUCGGCGACUGGGGCACGCAGUUCGGGAUGCUCAUCUCCCACAUGGAGGAGGCCUACCCCGACUUUACGUCGAAUCCUCCCAACAUCACGGAUUUAACGGUGUUCUACAAGAACGCGAAGAAAAGAUUUGACGACGACGAAGCGUUCAAGAAGAAGUCGCGGGAAACGGUCGUCGCUUUACAAGCAGGGGAUCCUCGUUGCAGAGAAAUCUGGGCCUUGCUCUGUGACAUUUCUCGCAAAGAAUUUGCGAGGGUCUACAAACGACUCGGUGUGACGCUCGAAGAGGUCGGCGAGAGCCACUACAACUCGAUGAUCCCGAACGCGAUCUCGCUCCUGGAGAAGGCGGGGUUAACGACGGACUCCGACGGGGCUACGACGGUCUUCCUCGAGGGCCACUCCUUUCCUUUGAUCGUGAAGAAGUCGGACGGUGGUUUUGGUUAUGAUUCGACGGACAUCGCGGCGAUCCACCACCGCCUCAAAACGCUCGGCGUGGACUGGGUCGUCUACGUCACGGACUUGGGCCAGGCCGAGCACUUCCACAUGUGCUUCGAGGCCGCGGAAAAGGCCGGCUGGACAUCUAGUGAAGGUAGAUUGUGCCACGUGGGCUUUGGCGUCGUGCAGGGAGAGGACGGCAAGCGUUUCAAAACUAGGUCCGGCGAGACCGUUAGGCUCGUGGACUUGUUGGAUGAGUCCGUGACGCGCAUGGAGAAGUCGCUGAAGGAUCGCGUGGCCGAGGGCAAGUGCGCUUUGUCUCCCGACGAGGUCAAGUCCGCCGCCGAGAAGAUUGGGUAUGGUGCGGUCAAGUACGCCGACCUCCACCAGCACCCGGCGACGAACUACAAGUUUUCGUAUGAUAAGAUGCUGAGUACGUCGGGCAACACCGCCGUGUAUUUGUUAUUCGCGCACGCUCGGUUAGCCUCGAUCGUGCGGAAGGCCUCCGCGAAGGGUGUGGAUGCGAAGAAAGCGGCUUCCAACAAGAUGGACCUGUGCGCGCACCCGAAAGAGCGAGCCCUGGCUUUUGAAUUGACGCAGUUUUCCGGAGUGGUCGCGUCGGUGGCGGAGGAGUUCCUUCCCGUGAGGGUGUGCGACUACCUGUACAAGGUCUCCUGUAAAUUCACGGAGUUCGUCACGGAGUGCAAGGUCCUGGACGACGCGCGCAUGGCGGAGCGCGUCGUGCUCUGCGAGGCGACCGGCGUCGUCAUGCGCGCGUGCUUCGAUUUGCUGGGCAUCGAGUACCUCAUGCAGAUUUAAGUUGAUUGGUAGUUAUUUGUGUGGCUCUUC
Molecule: messenger RNA, 2783 nt
Organism: Pelagomonas calceolata
Lineage: Eukaryota; Pelagophyceae; Pelagomonadales; Pelagomonadaceae
Source: the annotation of a GenBank genome assembly